GUACUUAAACAUACUUAGCAUAGUACUAGAAAUGAUAAAAAAGAUUAAGGAUUUUCUUUGAAACAAGUUAACAUUACAGUAAAGAAAGGAAGAAGGAUGAAAAGAAGGCUAUACUUAUUCCAAUGGUGUGUGUUUGUUCUUAUACCAUUAAUAUUCUUAAUAAUGCAAUUUUAUUCUUCUCUCUUUUCAGUGUUCAAUGACACAUUUCAAUACACCUCAGCUCUCACUUCUCUCACUAAUCUCUAUCUGCCUCCACCUCAACCUCCAUAUUACCUCUUAUCUUUCUGUUUCAACAAUUUUUAGUCUAAUUGAUGUCCUGCAAUGGUAUGGCCUCAUCAUCCUCUUCCUUCUUCUCCUCAAAUUUUGUGUUACCAAUGCAAACCCUUCAUGAAGAACAGCACCAAAUUCCCAACCCCGUUAGUCCGCAUCCUCACACCAUCCCAUGCAAUAAUCUCCAAGACCUCAGAGUCAUGGCUCCAAUGCUUGGGAAGAGAUCCAUGUCCUUCUCGGGGAUCGAGAAUGGUGAAGAGAUGAAUGCCGACGAUGACUUGUCGGAUGAUGGCAUGCAGACAGGCGAGAAGAAGAGGAGGCUCAAGAUGGAGCAGGUGAGGACACUGGAGAAGAGCUUCGAGCAGGGGAACAAGCUGGAGCCUGAGAGAAAGAUGCAGCUGGCAGGAGCACUUGGGCUGCAACCAAGGCAGGUAGCCAUUUGGUUCCAGAACAGGAGGGCCAGGUGGAAGACCAAACAACUGGAGAAGGAUUAUGAUGUUCUGAAGAGGCAGUUUGAGGCCAUGAAAUCAGAAAAUGAGAGCUUGCAUGAACAGAACAAGAAGCUCCAAGCUGAGAUCUUGUCUCUGAAAAGAAGAGAGACAUCAGAGAUGAUCAACCUCAACAAGGAGACUGAAGGUUCAAGCAGCAAUAGAAGUGAGAACAGCUCUGAGAUCAACUUGGAUCUCUCGAGAGCAUCAGUCACAGAGAGCCCGUUGAAUCCCAACCAAAGCCUGCCCUUCUUUCACUCAGUUAGACCAGCUGAUGUUGACCACCUCCUCCUCCAUAGUUCUUCAAGGCCAGAGCUGCAAUGCCCCAAAAUAGACCAUGGCGUCACGGAAGGAAGCUUUAGCAACUUGUUGUGCAGCAUGGAAGACCAAUCUGCCUCCUUCUGGUCAUGGUGUUCUCAGGAAAGUUCAGCUGCAAGAGUUGAGCUUUACCGACACCAACCUGGCCUUGAGACCCAAAAGACUUAUAAUCAAGAUCAUCGGAUGUAAGUUGUAACUAUUCUAAAGUAUAUGCUGUUUGAGAUAAAGAGAGAGACACGGGGAGAGAGAGAGACUAUGAGAUGGAAAGAGCAUGCAAGUGAAAGCAAAGAACAUGAGGAAGACAACGAGGUGUUUGGGUUUGGUAGUAAAAUCCUGCAGAUAAUGGAAGGCAACCUCACAAGAAAAGUCCUACUUUUGAUAUAAAGAGGGGCAUGUGAUUCACUGUCCAUCUCCCAUUCUGCAAACUUUUGUGAUGAUGGUGCAACUGCAAAGUCUUGUUCAGAACUUUGCAAGCUUAUUCUGAGCUCUUCUGUUCUUUUGUGGGAGCUGGAAAUUAUUUUUUACUGUUCAGGAACACCUGAUUGACUGACUGAAGAAAAGAACUCACUGAAUCAGUGGAUAACAACAAUGUCAAGAACCAAUCUUAAGUAUCAUUGUAAUACUACUGUUGUUAAAACUUCUACUUUAUGUUUAUGGCUGAAACAAUUGUCUAAAUCUCCAGGGAGGGUGUGAAGAAUAAUAAGAUGUUGAAUUCCA
Molecule: messenger RNA, 1793 nt
Organism: Musa acuminata AAA Group (dessert banana)
Lineage: Eukaryota; Viridiplantae; Streptophyta; Magnoliopsida; Zingiberales; Musaceae
Product: homeobox-leucine zipper protein HOX21
Exons: 5
Coding region: 312-1265 (317 amino acids)
Biological process (GO): positive regulation of DNA-templated transcription
Cellular component (GO): nucleus
Molecular function (GO): sequence-specific DNA binding; DNA-binding transcription factor activity, RNA polymerase II-specific
Source: RefSeq, a predicted model, not a curated record